Rosa chinensis is the source of this 1533-nucleotide messenger RNA. RefSeq lists its product as uncharacterized. Gene Ontology annotation, molecular function: zinc ion binding; nucleic acid binding. The record is from RefSeq and is a predicted model, not a curated record. Bases 1 to 1533 code for a protein of 510 amino acids. NCBI's taxonomy places the organism in Eukaryota, Viridiplantae, Streptophyta, Magnoliopsida, Rosales, Rosaceae. The transcript has 5 exons.
AUGGAACACUCGAGUGAUAGAGCUGGUGGUGGUUCUGUCAACAGUCCUCCAUGGUUUGAUGGAGGGUGUGGAAAGUACACUGAAUGGAAAAUAUACAUGAAAUCGUACUUCUAUGCACAAGAUGAGCAUGGGAGGAUGAAACGGUGGAUGACUUUGAUGGGAGAAUUCUCAAGAUCACUGGUCGGUGUUGGAGUAGAUAAGAUAGUCAAGAAGAUACUCAGGGCCUUGCCUGAAAAAUUCCAUUCCAAAGUCACCAGUAUAGAGGAUUCAUUUGAUAUUGAUGACUAUCCACUUGAUGAGCUUAUCAGAAAUCUCAAAACCUAUGAGAUGAGGAAGCAUGGUAAUAGCAAUAACAAAUCGCUGCUCUUAACAUGGAGUGAUGAUGAAACUCAGGAAGUGGAGAAUGUAGUUUUUGUAUCAUCUCUCUUGGCUGAUUCAGAAAGUGAUGAGGCUUUCUCUGAUGAUGAAACUGCUAUCCGCUGCAAGCAACUCUACAAGACAACUUGGGAACAAGAAAGGAACAGGUUCACUGAUGAGUUAACUAGUGUAUCAAAUGAUAAGGUGCUGCCAGCAUGGAAGAAUGAACGUCUUGAACUCAACAAUAAAAUCAAACUGCUGGAGCUUGAGGAUGAGUUAAAAAUCACUCAAGAAAAGUUUGCUAAGUUUGAUAUCAGCUCAAGUGUUGUAUCAAGGUUGUUUGGAUCAGGAAAAGCUCCACAUGACACUUUCAGACUUGGCUAUUCAGGUGGGAGUUCCAAGAGUACCAAGUUUGUCAAAGAGUCACGACCAGUUGUUGAAAAUGGUGAAUCUUGUACUGACAUUGUCAAAAAGGUCAAGGACAAAGGUAAUGAACAACUGAAAUAUGCUCAACAGGUAAAGUUUGACCAAGGAGUUACUACUAGUCAAAACAGGUAUCUCAACUCAAAGACCUUUAUUCCUACUUGUCACCAUUGUGGUAAGAUCGGACAUAUUAGACCUAGAUGUAAUGAGAGAACUGUUAAGUUACAGCAUGAUCAAGAAAAAUGUACUGUAGAAUCUCUACAAAGUGAGCUUAGAGAACAAAAGGAACUCAUCAAUAGGCUAACUGAAUUGUUUUCCAAAAAGCAAACUAUUAGAGGAAAAAAUGUCUGGACUAGGAAGAGUAGGAAUAAUAGUUCUCUCACUCACACUGACACUGCUAAUGCUGCUUGUCUUAUAAUAUGUGUUAAUCCAUGUAAGAAAUCUAUAUAUAUUGAAGCCACAUGUCUAGUAGCUCUUACAGCCUUAGCUGACAAACAAAGAGACAUUUGGUAUGUUGAUAGUGGCUGCUCUCGACACAUGACCGGAGACAAAGCAUGGUUUUCUUCCUUUGAGGACGAGUGCACAACAGGAUCUGUCACCUUUGGUAAUGGAAGAAAAGCAAUCAUAUUGGCUCGAGGCACUGUCAAUACACCUGGCAUCCUAAAUCUCAAGAAUAUACUAUAUGUUGAAGGACUGAUAGCUAAUUUGAUUAGUGUCAGCCACUUGUCUGAUGACUAUGAAGAUGUGACGUAG